UACUUUUUAAGCUUUGACAGAGACAAAAUGAACUUGCACAUUUCACAGUCCAACAAUACUCGCACCAAACUUGCUCAAAUUGCUUGGGUCCCUUGUAAUAUUGUCUCACCUCAAGCAAACAAGCCACUCAUGGGGGCUUUGCCAUUAAGCUAA
Messenger RNA from Melampsora larici-populina 98AG31, 153 nucleotides. RefSeq lists its product as uncharacterized. The transcript has a single exon. The annotation marks the transcript as partial. The record is from RefSeq and is a predicted model, not a curated record. Lineage: Eukaryota; Fungi; Basidiomycota; Pucciniomycetes; Pucciniales; Melampsoraceae.